CAGUUCCGUCCCCCAUUCCCCUGCAGCUACACCCAAGAAGAUCUCUGAUUAGAAAUGUCCCGUCAUGGUCAGCACUACAUAAGCGCCAGAAGUGUGUCGGCAAAGGACCUGGACGAUUCUGAAUCGGGAGGAGAUAAGAGUAAGAGUAAGGAACGAGUAAGGAACUUAGUUCUCAAGAAGGUGUGCCGCGGACGGAACGUCCAGGACUCUCCAGGAUACAGGGGAAAGGCAAUGUUGAACUGCUCUAAUAGGACAAGAAAAUACAGCAAGCAUUCAAAAGACAAUCUCCAUUCGGGAAAUGAGGACGGAGGUAUGCCCAAGGACACAGAGUACAUUUCAAGUGAUCACGAUGACUCGCCGUCCUGGUCUCAGCAGAGCCUGCUAUCCAGUGAUCGUUCCAAAAGCUAUAGUCAGAUAUGUAGCGAAAUCUUGGAAGAGUCUAAGGAACGACAAGAGAAGGCAGAGUGCGCUUUUCGCGUCUACAAUAUAAACAGAUCCAAGCUGCGUAGGUCCCAUCAACAAUCCUUGUCCAGGGGUCCGGGAAGUGGGAGUUAUGGGAGCAGCAUGGCCUCAGAGUAUUCAAGUAAAUCGGAAGCAGGCUACCAGGACUAUGACAGUCCAUCGACAGAUCCUUCACGAGAACACGUUCAAAUGGCAAAUGUGGCAAAUAUAGAUAAGUGGACUAGACCAAAACAGUUCAAGGUAGAGUCAUAUAAAAUGGAAAUAAAAGAAAGGCCCAAUUACCGCAAAACUCAAGAAGUAAGCCACUCGUAUUCAUGUCCAUUGGAAAGUAGGAUUUCAAAAGGUUCUUUAGUUACCAGGCACAGAGCAAGAUCAUGCGUCUGCGCACAAGAGUCCUCGGCUUGUAGCCUUUGCACUGCCCACUCCAGAUCAGGAAAGCACCAUUCCGAGGGCUGCGACGCAGAGGUGAUUGAUGGACCCGAUUAUCCUGUAGACUGCAGAAGUGACAUUCCUACAACUGCGACAUCGCAAUCGCGCUCACAAAGAGAUUAUCUUUCGAGCUGCUGCACACGCCAUCGUCAUCAUCCUCAUUAUCAUCGCCAGAGGAGUGUGCCAAAGACAUAUCAAGAUCGUGGAAAUAGUCCCAUUAACAUCAAGACGAGGCGCAAGACGCGCGACUACCAGGAACCUCACUUCGCAUUUCGCACCGAGAAAGUGGAGGCGGCGGUUCAGCUCAGCAGAUCAAGUGCCUCCAUUGGGGUGCAAUAUCCCAGUCAAGACGAGAACGCGGAUUGGACUGAUUGGACUCCAGAUACAACACAGGGUGACCGACAGUUCAAAGGUCAUGAUGGCGAUUGCUUGAGAUCAACAGAAAAAAAACGGUCUAUAUCUAAUGAGCAAAGUCCAAUUACGCUAAGGAAUACAAAUGCUAAGGAUGUCGACAUACCUGAUUGUUUUGGAUCAUUUGCCAUGAAUAAGCAUCUUAGUGUCAUUACCGAGGAUGCAUCUCAACACCACAAAGAUCCAGAUGAAGAUAUGAUCGAUAGUCAGCUAAGUAAUUCCGUUCUUCUCGAGACCUACGACGAAGGUGAGAAAUAUGCUUAUAGUUAUCAGUACAGCUACAAACCCGAGAUAUGCAAUAAUAACCAGUUCGUUUCCGAUGAAUCUGAUCUUAAGGUCUCCAGUAAGGAAGGCUAUCAAAUGGAUCAAGAAGUAAGAGACUAUGUAAUGGAUAAGCAAGAGCUUGUCCAUGAAGGUGGAUCAGAUGCAUCUUUGAGUGAAGUAGCCAAGUCGAAAAGCUUUCUAAGCCUUAAGAUAUACGACGCUGACGAAGCCCUGAUGGAAAUUCCAGAGGACUUCGAGGGCCCUGCAAUAGUUCUGGAUGAUGAUGCCGACUUUUUGGACAUCACACUGACCGACGACGAGGAGAAGAUUCGGGCCAAGUUGAUGGCAGCGGCACUCACUACCAGAAAGACUACCUCCUCCAUCAGCCCCAAUAUUAGUUUAAGAACCCGUUCGCCCAUAGAGCCGAGUAGUCUGAGCUAUAAGCCCAAUGUUAUCUUUACUCGUCGCUCGGAGGUGAUCAAAGAUAACUAUACUCCCCGUCCGGACGAUCGCGUUGCCCUGCUUGCAGAGAAAUUCCUCCAAAGCUUUAGCGAAUCUGCCCCUAAUGAUUAUGGAUGGAAGCCCUCUAAACAGGAGGUGACCUCUGCAGUCUCUAUUUCACAUUUGUUCAACGAGAAUGGGGUCACCAGAAGGGGAGGCGAUACUCCACUUUGCGGGGACCGUCAGCUGCUGUCCGUGGAAUUCAACAGAAAGCUGCAACGUCAGCUCAAAGUGAUUGUAGAGAGUUUCCAAUGAAAUUCCUUGGAUCUUAUAUUUUCUAUUUGCAAUUGCGUGUCAGAAAAUACAUAGCGGAAUUCGUUGACCGCCUAUGGAAGUUCUG
This is a messenger RNA of Drosophila melanogaster (fruit fly), 2407 nucleotides long. RefSeq names its product labial associated factor (gene laf). The transcript has 3 exons. Bases 55 to 2322 code for a protein of 755 amino acids. Lineage: Eukaryota; Metazoa; Arthropoda; Insecta; Diptera; Drosophilidae. The record is from RefSeq and is marked reviewed.